Molecule: messenger RNA, 1137 nt
Organism: Exserohilum turcica Et28A
Lineage: Eukaryota; Fungi; Ascomycota; Dothideomycetes; Pleosporales; Pleosporaceae
Product: glycoside hydrolase family 16 protein
Exons: 3
Coding region: 1-1137 (378 amino acids)
Biological process (GO): carbohydrate metabolic process
Molecular function (GO): hydrolase activity, hydrolyzing O-glycosyl compounds
Source: RefSeq, a predicted model, not a curated record
AUGCCUUCCCGCAACAUAUGGGCCACAGUGCCCUCGCUGUUACUACUCGCCCUGUCGCCCCUUGCCAAUGCUGCCUGUGAGUGCGGCUACUCGGUCAACAAGACGACGGACCCCUCGUACGCCGUCUUCACCGAACUGGUCGAGAACGACUUCCUGCACACCAAGACGGACCAGCUCUCACAGGUUGGCUGGAGACCCCAGCAGUACAAUGUCUCGGCCAAGGACGCCCGAGGCCCCUACGGCAAGGCCAUGGAAGUGAGCAACGUCCUGACCAACCCUUUCAAGGACGACAAUGCCUGGUCGGGAGACGCCGAGCACGGUGGCGAUGCCGGGCUCGAGCUGUGGGUUCGAGGCAACCACGCCGAUGGCUUUGUGAGCAGCGCCGAAGUCGUCAGCAUGCGCAACGACUCGAGACUGGGCUCUUUCCGUGUCGGCAUGAAGCUGUCCAACUCGUCGGGAACUUGCGGCGCAUUCUUCUUUUACCACAACAACUCGCAAGAAAUCGACAUGGAAUUCCUCUCGCACCAAUUCAACGAGUCCCAGGGCGCCGUCAACCUCGUGCUCCAGAGCCCCCAGUCCGUCAGUAAUGGUUUCGCGGCCCAGGGCACAAACGGCUUCGUAGUCAAGAAGCUGCCCUUCCGCCCAGACGAAAAGUUCCACGAGUACCGCUUUGACUGGACCCCUGGCAGUGUCGAUUUCUUCGUCGACGGCCAGCUCCUCCACCAGAUGACGGAGAAUCUUCCCCAGGAAGGCGGCAGUAUUUUCUUCAACCACUGGAGCAACGGUGACCCUUCAUGGUCGGCCGGCCCACCCGGCCGCGACACCGUCAUGACCAUCUCGUACGUCAAGUCGUACUUCAACUCGACCGACACGGAGCGAUCGCAAAACGCCUACAAGAAGCGCUGCGCCACGUACGACCCAACCAAGGUCUGCGCCAUUCCCAACCAAAUGACUGCACCGGACCCAAGCUUAGGCCCGGACGCCGCCAAGACAUACUUCUUCUCAACCGACAAGCAAGGAGACAUGACUCCUGGCCAAACAAUCUUUAAGAACGGAGCCACAACAGUAUUUGCUGCCCCAUUGGCAUCCCUCGCCGUCCCUGCCCUCGUCAUGCUGCUCAGUGCCGCCCUGGCAUGA